Messenger RNA from Amphibalanus amphitrite, 3146 nucleotides. Its product is annotated as zinc finger protein 628-like. Gene Ontology annotation, molecular function: RNA polymerase II cis-regulatory region sequence-specific DNA binding; DNA-binding transcription factor activity. Lineage: Eukaryota; Metazoa; Arthropoda; Thecostraca; Balanomorpha; Balanidae. The transcript is spliced from 4 exons. Gene Ontology annotation, biological process: regulation of transcription by RNA polymerase II. Bases 175 to 1353 code for a protein of 392 amino acids. The record is from RefSeq and is a predicted model, not a curated record.
GACAUAAAUGACGACUCUCUCCGUUUCAUUGGCCUCUCAAAAACAACACAAAAAUAUGAAGGUCGCUUGGUUGGGGAUGGGUGUUAGGCCGGCAUGUAAAAGUGAAAUGACGUGGCUUAUAAUGUAGAAUUGUUGUUUUACCGCACUCAGGCAAUUUAUAUAGAGGCUGCCACCAUGAUGGAGGACCUGGGCACAUAUCUGUCCCAGGCGGGGCCAAACGGCUGCAUGGCCACCUACCAGGAGCCGCUGCCGCCCCACGCCGGGCCCGACUCGCGCUGCAUCCUGUGUGACUCGUACAUCACGUGCGCUGACGAGCCGCCCACCGGUGUCGACAUCAACGGCUUCCGGCUGCCGAGCACGCAGGAGACUCUGGCGGAGAAGCUGGACACGGUGGUGCACCCCGGCUGUGGGGUGUCGCUCCACACAGCGGCCCACCACUGGCAGAUGAAGUACAUUUGUAUGGCGUGUUCUGCCGUCAUCAUGACACUGGACUCGUACGAAACAAAGAUUCUAGAGAUUCGGGAGGAGAUCAAGCGAAAGUUUCUCGACAUGAUGAAAAUUCGAGCAGAGAAGUUCGGCGCACUUCAGCCCCUCCCGCCGCCGCUGCCAUCGCCGGCCGAGCGCGUCUCCUCUGUGAAGCGGGAGCCGCGGGAGGAGGCCGGCGCCGCCGCCGCGGUGGUCGCCGCGCCCGCCGGCGCUCCGGACGAGACCAGUGAGGAGCGCCUCGAGUGCGAGGUGGAUCUGCACUGCGCCGACCCGCUGCCGGCCGCGCCCAACGGCGUGUCGCCGCCCGGCUCCGAGACUGAGCUCACCUGCGGCGCCUGCAACAAGAGCUUCCGUAACAAGUACAACCUGAAGCGGCACAGCACCGUGCACGCCGGCGUCAAGCCGUUCAGCUGCGAGUUCUGCGGCCGCGCGUUCCGGCUCAAGGACCAUCUGAAGACGCACACGCGGUGCGGCCCGGCGGCGGCGCCGCUGCAGUGCGCCCCGUGCGGCCUGACGUUCCCAUGCUUCACCCUGUACUCGGAGCACCGGCAGCAGUACCACAGCGAGGGCGGCGACAACCCGUGCCGCCACUGUGAGCUGGUGUUCACGACGGCCACCGAGCUGCGCCGCCACUGCCGCCAGCAGCACCCGCACCCGGUCAAACAGGAGUUCCGCUGCUCCGUCUGCGGCAGGGACUUCCCCAACGGCUUCAACCUGCGGCGCCACCUGCUGAUCCACUCUGGUGAGCGGCCGUUCGGCUGCGACCUCUGCGGCAAGCGCUUCACGCAGCCCUCCAUCCUGAAGAAGCACACCCGGGUGCACGACAAGAAGCCGCCGGAGCUGAAGGAACUUCUCACAUCGAUGUAAGCAGCCCGAGAGGGUGGUGUCUCACCUCGAUACUCUGGGGGAGUCCCCUUGUGGAAGACGGGUGUCCCGGGGUGUUCCCGGGCGCCGACAGAACGGGCCCGAUCGGGGUCAGGGCAUCCUCUCCCCCGUGGCCCAUCGCAUGCUCAUUUAUCGAUGGUAGCUGCUGGUCGAGCUGUCCCUUGAUACUUUCCGUUGAAGACUAGUUCAAAUCGCUCGCGUCUGUUCAGGUUCUUUGGAGUAAGUGUUUUGAUCCUCCUGUUGCUAGAGUGAUAGUGUUGGAUGUUUGCGGUCAGAAGCUGCUUUAACACCUUUUUAGAUGUCUUUUUUUUUGUGUCGCUACCGCAUUCAUUUACUUGUUUUUGUUUCAAGGGUCGUAUUGAGUUUAUUCAGUUCAGUUUUGACCAUGUUUCAUAACAGCAUCAUUGAAGUAUUGUUUGUUAGAGAAAAGAAGUUAUCGAUGUUAUUUUGUCGGAUUGUUUUGCUGUGUUACAGCCAGUCUCAGAUUCUUUUGUGGUUGUGUCGACUGAUAAGACUCCAUUUUUGUUGUGCAUUUCCAGCUUAGCUGCUGCUUUAUAUUGUUUCUCGUAUUUCAGCUGUUCGUUGUGGGGAUGACUGAUAUUACUGCUGGUCGGUUAGGACAUGCCGACCGUAUCCUGUGCCAAACUGUCGGGGCAUGUUUAUCCCGUGCCGAAACUUCCUAUGGGUAUUGCCGUAUUGCACUUCGGAUUCACAACUCUUUUCAGCUGACCCCUUAUUUCAGUAUUACACGAAGAAUUAUUUGCUAGAUGAAUCUAGCGAGAUGCUAUUUGCUAGAAGCUUCCAGUUUACCGUACUCUGCUAAAACGGAAUAUCCUGAAUCUCGAGAUGUAUAAACCUUCUAAAACAAUGUGUUCGUAAAUAAUGUAAACUACUUUGGGCAGCUCUGUAGUAACAAAUAGUCAUGGUUGGUUUUACCUGAUAUCUCACGUUAAUUGUGGGUUAUGGCGCAAUGCCCGACCUUACGAACCGAUGCGUCACUGCCAUGUCACCUGUUAAACCGCAAUACGGAAGAAUAUCCAUUGAAGAGUACCUUUUCUCUCAUUCGCUUCCAUUGCCCUGUUGUUUCGGCUGCCAGUGUAGAGCAGUUUCGUACGUCUGCCAGUGUAGGACUCUUGGGUAUCCAUUUCUGCAGCGUUGAGCGUUCGUGGUAUGACAGCGUGUUGCGCUCUGAGAGAGCCAUUUCAUGUUCCCGUCUGGGUGUACCCAUCCUCGCUCGAUCUAAUCUAUGGUAUGACGGAUACUAUGUAGCCCGUCGAACGUCAUUUUCGUGUAGCGAUGCCGACUUCAGCCAGUGGACGUUAACGCUGCGUCUGUGCAGCCCGGCGCCUCCAGUCGACUCGAGCGUUGUGAGCUAAGGCGCGGGCACCUGAGCGGCUGUUCUCUUCCCUCCCCCGCGCGUGGGACCGGACUUCCUGAGCGUGUCCCUCAGAGGACGGCGUGUGUUGGGUCCGUGACUCCGCUCCCACCAGGUGCUGAGUCAGUUCUCUGGCGAAGACGGCACCGGACCACUAGUAACAUGGCGCAUUAGGGCUCGCGCCUCGUUUCCGUAAUAAUGUACAAUCGACUCUGUCAUAGGUGAUGUGGUCUAUGAUAUCUGAUAGCAACUUCCACUGUUGGUCGCUUUUUAACAAUGCGUUUAUUUUAUAACUUAUUUUUUGUUGGAUCUGUCCGUGUUAGUUGGUGAUGCUGGUGUGUGGAGCUUAGGAAUCGUUCUUACGAAUUAGCUAGAAAGAAUAAUAUACGACGUUCUGUCA